Molecule: messenger RNA, 402 nt
Organism: Topomyia yanbarensis
Lineage: Eukaryota; Metazoa; Arthropoda; Insecta; Diptera; Culicidae
Exons: 3
Coding region: 29-343 (104 amino acids)
Source: RefSeq, a predicted model, not a curated record
GCUACGAAACGCUGCAGUGCUGCAAGAAAUGCCGCAGUGGACAAAUUUUCAACUGCUUCUAGGUGUAUGGCCUUCGUUACUAAGCAAACGAAGACACAAAUAUAACACUGGUCCCGCAAAGUCAACCCCGACCUCAAAGAACGCUGGUACUCGCUCAACGCGACCUUUUGUUGGUGACCCAAAACUGCUGCCGAACAAUAGCCAUUACGCCGGAGGAUCCAACGUGGAGAUUCUCACGAUGAAUGGCCGCGAUGAGGCUUCUUACUACCGGAUGCUUAUGCGGGCUCGCUGGAUGAUACGCGCUGGACUUCCUCUGCCGGACCUUGCUUUUGAACCACUCUAACGAUGACCUUCAUUGCCUGCCAAAGCUCGCUGAUUGCGGGAAAUCGCUCCAUUUUGCGG